AGAGACCGAGGAGACAGAGGUAGGAAAGAGCGAAAGAGCGGAGGGAACAUCUCUUUUUUUCUCCCCCUCUCUCUCCUUUACGCCACCAGCACAACCAAUACACCCAUUUCCCCCCACCAAAACUGCGCGUGGGGAGGGAGGUCCGGGACCUCGCUGCAGCAGCACACACAUACCCAUCGGCCACACACCGAACACACCCUCUGUGACCAAAGGGACGGCAGGCUGCUGCUGCGCGCACUGACUGAGCGGACCGGAGAGAACACGCGUACCAGGAGAUCACAGACUACAGUCCUCAUACAGACGAGCGACGAAGUGAGGGAGAGAAGGAGGGAGCGGCCACGCAGAGUCGAGCAGACUCCACCCAGAGAGAACGCCAGCGAACCAAGAGACAGCCGAGACCAUAAAAAUGAGUGGUUCACACCCCCGGCUCCACCAGAGCGCCGCGCCCGCUCCCAACGCUCUCGCCACGGACAAGGACGCAGAAAUGCCCGCCACGGAGAAGGACCUGGCCGAGGAUGCGCCGUGGAAGAAGAUCCAGCAGAACACCUUCACCCGCUGGUGUAACGAGCACCUGAAAUGCGUCAACAAGAGGCUCGGCAACUUGCAGACGGACCUCGGCGAUGGGCUGCGGCUCAUCGGGCUCCUGGAGGUCCUGUCCCAGAAGAAGAUGUUCAGAAAGUACAACCAGAGGCCCACCUUUCGCCAGAUGCAGCUGGAGAACGUGUCGGUGGCCCUGGAGUUCCUGGACAAGGAGAACAUUAAGCUGGUGUCCAUAGACUCUAAAGCCAUUGUGGAUGGGAACCUGAAGCUGAUCCUGGGUCUGAUCUGGACCUUGAUCCUGCACUACUCCAUCUCCAUGCCCAUGUGGGAUGAGGAUGAGGAGGCGGAGGAAGGCAGACAGAAGACGCCCAAGCAGAGGCUGCUGGGCUGGAUCCAGAACAAACUGCCUGAGCUUCCCAUCACCAACUUCCACAGGGACUGGCAGACCGGCCGGGCCCUGGGGGCCCUGGUCGACAGCUGUGCUCCAGGUCUGUGUCCUGACUGGGAUCAGUGGGAUCAGACCAAACCAGUGGACAACGCCCGCGAGGCCAUGCAGCAAGCUGACGACUGGCUGGGCAUCCCACAGGUGAUAACUCCUGAAGAGAUCGUGGACCCCAAUGUGGACGAACACUCAGUGAUGACUUACCUGUCCCAGUUCCCCAAGGCUAAGCUGAAGCCUGGCGCACCUCUACGACCCAAACUCAACCCCAAGAAGGCCCGCGCCUAUGGGCCAGGUGUGGAACCCAUCGGUAAUGUUGUGAUGAAGAAGGCUUUGUUCACCGUCGAGACCAUCAGCGCAGGAAUGGGAGAGGUGCUGGUUUACGUGGAGGACCCUGCAGGACACAGAGAGGAGGCUAAAGUGACUGCCAACAAUGAUAAGAACCGCACCUACUCAUGUUUCUACAUCCCUAAAGUCACAGGCAUGCACAAGGUGACAGUGCUGUUUGCAGGGCAACACAUCUCUAAGAGCCCCUUCGAGGUGGAGAUCGGCAAGUCUCAGGGAGACUCCAGCAAGGCCACGGCCCAGGGACCAGGCCUCGAGCCCUCUGGAAACAUCGCCAACAAGAUCACUUACUUUGACGUCUACACAGCAGGCGCCGGUGUUGGCGAGGUGGAGGUGAUGAUCAUCGACCCUGCCGGCAAGAACACCGUGGUGACUUGCACCAUAGAGGACAAGGGUAACAGUAGCUACCACUGCACCUACAAACCCACCCAGGAGGGCCAGCAUACCAUCUACGUCACCUUCGCUGGUGGUCAGAUCAGCAAGAGUCCCUUCACAGUCACCGUGGGAGAGGCAUGCAACCCCAGCCUCUGCAAAGCUAAGGGUCGUGGUCUGCAGCCGAAGGGCCUGAGGGUGAAGGAGACGGCCGACUUCCAGGUUUACACCAAAGGAGCUGGCACCGGGGAGCUCAAAGUCACCAUCAAGGGGCCCAAGGGACUGGAGGAGCCGUGUAAAAGGAAAGAUCUUGGAGAUGGUGUGUACGGUUUUGAGUAUUACCCUACCACACCUGGAACAUAUACAAUCACCAUCACCUGGGGAGGACAGCACAUCCCCCGCAGUCCCAUUGAGGUCAAGAUUGGCGCUGAGGCCGGCCAGCAGAGGGUGAGGGCCUGGGGUCCGGGGCUGGAGUGCGGCAUUGUUGGCAAAUCUGCUGAUUUUGUGGUGGAGGCUGUUGGAGACAACGUGGGUACACUGGGCUUCUCUGUGGAAGGUCCGUCUCAGGCCAAGAUCGAAUGUGACGACAAGGGCGAUGGAUCCUGUGACGUGCGCUACUGGCCCACAGAGCCUGGGGAGUAUGCAGUGCAUGUGCUUUGCAACAGCGAAGACAUCCAACACUCUCCUUUCAUGGCUGAGAUUGUCAACCCACCAGCCAAAGACUUCUACCCCGACAAGGUUAAGGCGUUUGGUCCAGGCCUUCAAAGCAGCGGUUUGGCUGUUGGAAAGCCCACUGAGUUCACAGUCGAUGCCAAGCAAGGAGGAAAGGCUCCUCUGAAGAUUGCGGCUCAGGACGGUGAAGGUUCUCCUGUGGAUGUACAGGUUAAGGACAAUGGCAACGGCACAUACGCCUGUACUUACACCCCUCGUAAACCAGUAAAACACACCGCCAUGGUCUCCUGGGGAGGAGUCAACAUCCCUGACAGCCCAUUCAGAAUGAAUAUCGGAGCAGGCUGUCAUCCAAACAAGGUGAAGGUCUCAGGACCAGGGGUGGCCAAGACCGGCCUCAAGGCCUUCGAGCCAACAUACUUCACUGUUGACUGUGCAGAGGCUGGGCAAGGUGACAUCAGUAUAGGAAUCAAGUGUGCCCCCGGAGUGGUGGGACCCGCAGAGGCCGACAUCGACUUUGACAUAAUUCGGAAUGACAACGACACGUUCACUGUCAAGUACACGCCUCCUGGAGCAGGCAGCUACACCAUCAUGGUCCUGUUUGCUGACCAGGCUAUUCCAAUGACACCCAUCAGGAUCAAAGUGGAUCCUUCUCAUGAUGCUAGCAAAGUCAAGGCUGAGGGACCAGGACUCAGCCGCAGUGGUGAGGACACCUAUUCAGUAGAUGUGUGUUUGAGUGUGUAUACAUACACAUAUGUAUUUGUUUGAGUGUGUAUACAUACACAUAUGUAUUUG
Messenger RNA from Anarrhichthys ocellatus (wolf-eel), 3160 nucleotides. RefSeq names its product filamin-A-like. The record is from RefSeq and is a predicted model, not a curated record. Gene Ontology annotation, molecular function: actin filament binding. The transcript has 18 exons. The coding region runs from base 407 to 3133 and encodes 908 amino acids. Gene Ontology annotation, biological process: actin cytoskeleton organization. Lineage: Eukaryota; Metazoa; Chordata; Actinopteri; Perciformes; Anarhichadidae.